Molecule: messenger RNA, 1062 nt
Organism: Talaromyces rugulosus
Lineage: Eukaryota; Fungi; Ascomycota; Eurotiomycetes; Eurotiales; Trichocomaceae
Exons: 3
Biological process (GO): protein geranylgeranylation
Cellular component (GO): cytoplasm; Rab-protein geranylgeranyltransferase complex
Molecular function (GO): Rab geranylgeranyltransferase activity
Source: RefSeq, a predicted model, not a curated record
CAUGGUGUUCCUCGCCAGAGCAAAAAGGCGGUUGAGAACGUCGAACAAAAGCAGCAAGAGAUUCAAAAGUAUCGCGAUCUAGACCGCUCAGUGCAAGAUAAAAUUGCGGGGCGUUGUUUCACACCGGAAACCUUGCAACAAAUUUCUGAACUGCUGAAAGAAAACCCCGAGUAUUAUUCAGUAUGGAACUAUCGACGAUUAAUCCGUCAACACGAGUUUCCUGUAGCUGCGCCUUCAGACCAACCCGGCAUUGACCAAGUUGCCGCCAUCAUCAAGUCGGACCUGGAGUUUCUCUUUCCUCUUUUGAGAUCUUUUCCAAAAUGCUAUUGGAUUUGGAACUACCGUUUAUGGAUCCUAGAUGAAGCCAAACGUCUAUUGCCUAGACCAAUAGCGCAUGAAUUCUGGCAGAAAGAGCUGGCCCUCGUUGGCAAAAUGCUCAGCGUGGAUAGCCGAAAUUUCCAUGGCUGGGGCUAUAGGCGCCAUGUGAUAACGGAAUUAGAAAACUUCAGUGCCGACGAGGACAGUGUGAAACAGAUGACACAAGCAGAAGUUUAUUAUACGACGAAGAUGAUUGGAGCCAAUCUUUCGAAUUUUUCAGCUUGGCACAAUAGAACAAAACUUAUACAAAAGCUUCUCGAUGAGAAGAAAGCAACGGAUGAGGAGCGGAAGAAGGUCUUAGAUGAAGAACUGGCGCUUUCCCAUAAAGCUCUCAUUGACCCAUACGAUCAGUCAUUAUGGUUCUAUCACCAAACUUUGAUGUGUGUGUUUGAUCCGUCGCUGGCAGCGCGCACGAUGGCACCAAACCUGUCCAACUCUCAGCGUUUGGAAUACGUUGAAAACGAAAAGGAGGAGAUCAAAGAUAUAUUGGAUGAGUGCACAGACUGCAAAUGGAUAUACCAAGCUUUGGUCGAGUGCAACUUGAUUACCGCAAAGAUAAAAGGGGCUAUGCCCGACGAUGAUCGGUCCGAGGUCCUGGAGUGGCUUGGGGUUUUGAUCAAGCUGGAUCCAUUGAGACGUGGCCGUUGGAAUGAUAUUGAAAAGUCUCUUGGGGAAUACGAAUGA